Lotus japonicus is the source of this 927-nucleotide messenger RNA. RefSeq names its product protein VASCULATURE COMPLEXITY AND CONNECTIVITY-like. Lineage: Eukaryota; Viridiplantae; Streptophyta; Magnoliopsida; Fabales; Fabaceae. The coding region runs from base 229 to 711 and encodes 160 amino acids. The record is from RefSeq and is a predicted model, not a curated record. The transcript has 3 exons.
AAGUAGAAAAUAAAGCAAAUUUAAAGUGUGUAGCACAGUGUGAACAAAAGAAGCUUUGCUUUGAUAUUCCACCUCCUACCAUUCUCUUUCACUAUACUUUUUUAAUCAUUAUAUAUUGUAAUUCCUAUAUAUAUACCCCCCACUACAUCUAUUUCCCUACUGUUGCUGACCUUAGUAACAAGAGAGCCAGAGCAGAGAAAAAACAAAGAAUUUCAAUUUCUCCUACAAAUGGCUAGAGUGGUAGGCAUUUUUCUGUGCCUCCUGAUUAUAAUCAUGGAUGUUGCAGCUGGGAUUCUUGCCUUCCAAGCUGAAAUAGCACAAAACAAGGUCAAGCAUUUAAGACUGUGGAUAUUUGAGUGUAGAGAACCAAGUCAUCAAGCCUUCAUGCUGGGUUUGGGUGCAGCAGUGCUUUUAGGACUAGCCCAUGCUAUUGCCAAUUUGCUAGGUGGCUGCAGUUGCAUUUGUUCUCAACAAGAGUUUGAGAAAGCUGCCCCCAGUAGGCAACUCUCAGUGGCUUGCCUUAUUUUAACUUGGGUCCUGUUGGCCGUUGGAUUGUCCAUGCUAGUGAUAGGGGCUUUGUCAAACAACAGAUCAGACGGUUCCUGUGGUUUAUCACACCAUCACUUCCUGUCCAUUGGUGGGAUUUCAUGUUUUGUUCAUGGCCUAUUCUGUGUUGCAUAUUACGUUUCUGCCACUUCCUCCAUGGAUUAGUGAGUUAGAUAAUGAUCUUUAACAUCAUUCCUACUGUAGUGCUUUUGGAAUUUGGCUUUUCUAAAUGUUGCUUUACAAAAUGUGUCUGAGACUUUCAUGCUUCUUGUACUUAAAAGGGGAGACAUGGAACCUUGUUUUUGGAUGAUUAAACUACUCUCUCCAGUGACUUGUAUCAUGGAUCAUUAAUUAACAGAGUUUUAGUUGUUUAAGUAUGCA